This is a messenger RNA of Penicillium riverlandense, 312 nucleotides long. RefSeq lists its product as uncharacterized. The coding region runs from base 1 to 312 and encodes 103 amino acids. The transcript has 4 exons. The record is from RefSeq and is a predicted model, not a curated record. NCBI's taxonomy places the organism in Eukaryota, Fungi, Ascomycota, Eurotiomycetes, Eurotiales, Aspergillaceae.
AUGUCUGCUCAAGGUUAUUACAAUCAGCAGCCCCAGUACCCGCCCCAGGCUCAUGGGGUUACGGAUACCCUCCUCAGCAAGGGUACCCUCCUCAGCAGCCGGGUUACAAUUAUGGGCCGCCUCCCCAACAGCCCCCGCAGCAGAUGGCCUAUGCGCCCGUUCAGCAUCAGCAAAAGUCGAGUAGUGGUGGCCAGGGAUGUCUCGGUGCUUGCCUGGCUACCCUGUGCUGCUGCUUCGUUUGCGAGGAGGGAUGCGAGUGCUGUGCCGACUGCAUCGAGUGUUGCGAGAUGUGCUAAACUUGACGAUUCAUGA